AUGUUUUAUGAAAAAGGCAACUUCCCAAUCGCGAUCGAGUUCGAUACAAAACGUAAUAAAAUCGCCUGGAAAAUUGAAAUUGAAAAGCUGGACUAUCAUCACUACCUUCCACUAUUUUUCGAAGGUCUGGCUGAAAAAGAACACCCCUAUGCUUUUCUUGCCAGACAGGGUGUUAAUGACCUGCUUGAGCACGGUGGCCAAAAGAUUCUGCCAGUCAUUCCGCAGCUUAUCAUACCAAUUAAGAAAGCCUUAAAUACCAGAAACCAUGCAGUCGUUUGUGCCGUCCUUAAGGCCCUUCAACAUCUCGUGAUUUCUGCUGAUCUUGUUGGUGAGGCCCUCGUUCCAUAUUACCGGCAACUAUUACCAAUUCUCAACCUCUUCAAAAAUAAGAACACAAAUGUCGGAGACGCGAUUGAUUACGGACAGCAAAGGCGAGAAAACCUUGGAGAUUUAAUCAGUGAAACUCUGCAGCUUUUUGAAAAACAUGGUGGUGAGGAUGCUUUCAUCAACAUCAAAUAUAUGGUUCCAACCUACGAAUCAUGCAUGCUUUGA
Dibothriocephalus latus is the source of this 552-nucleotide messenger RNA. The record is from the annotation of a GenBank genome assembly. NCBI's taxonomy places the organism in Eukaryota, Metazoa, Platyhelminthes, Cestoda, Diphyllobothriidea, Diphyllobothriidae.